Messenger RNA from Sparassis crispa, 1059 nucleotides. RefSeq names its product AB hydrolase superfamily protein. Lineage: Eukaryota; Fungi; Basidiomycota; Agaricomycetes; Polyporales; Sparassidaceae. The coding region runs from base 1 to 1059 and encodes 352 amino acids. The record is from RefSeq and is a predicted model, not a curated record. Gene Ontology annotation, molecular function: hydrolase activity. The transcript is spliced from 10 exons.
AUGUUACAUGAUGACAUUCGGUCCGCCGUCUUUGACUCGCGUGAAUUAGCACUGAAGAGCCACCUCUCCAUCCCAGACCCGGAGUUCCUGCCGCUUAUUGCUCAGGUGCCCACCAUCCCCUUGGAAGAUGUGAAGGUACUGCGGGAUAGCCAGAGAAAGUGGAACGCCCAGCGUCGGGAGAGCCUCAAGGAUCGUCUUCCAGCAGAAUCUGCAUAUCGUGUUGAGGAUCACAAGAUUGCUGUUGAAGAUGGAGAAAUUACAGUUCGGUGCCUAACUCCGACCACAGGCGACGCUGAGGAGAGGUUUCCCUUGCUCAUCUGGUUCCACGCAGGAGCCUUCAUUUUCGGAGAUCUGGAUAUGGACGACUACUAUUUGAGAAUAAUGUGCGUCGAACAUCACCUGUCAAUUGUGAACGUCGAUUACAGACUUGCGCCUGAGCACGUCCACCCAAUUCCAUGGGAGGAUGCGUACACUGCCACGAAAUGGGUUGUGAGAAACGGAUCGCUUCUCUCAGCAUCGUUUGAGAAAGGGUUUAUUCUCGGUGGCGGCUCAGCUGGAGCAAGUCUUACAGUGACUGUCGCCUGUCGGGCUCGGGAUGAUCUGUUCUUCAGGGAGACACCCAUUACCGGCCAGGUGCUUCAAAGCCCGUCCUUACUUCACCCUGAUGGUCCCGUGGAAGAGAAAUAUCGCUCUGAGCUGCUUUCCAUGGAACAACACAAGGACGGCCCGCUCUUGACGCGUGACUUAAUAAUCGCAAUGGCUGGUAUGACAAAGCUCCCCAUUUCCGACCCACGUUACACGGUGCUUCUCCAGCCGUCUCACACAGGCAUGCCGCCGAUCUAUAUGCAGGUAGCCGGUAUGGAUCUCUUGCGCGACGAGGAACUCCUGUACGCCAAGCUGUUAGAUCAGGCGGGCGUGGCAACGAGAGUUGAUGUUUAUCCGGGUGUUCCGCACUUCUUUCACUAUUUUUUACCCCAGCUUACCAUAUCUGUCAAAGCAGAUAAGGAUUUGAACAACGGUAUUAGGUGGCUCUUGGGAUUAACUGAUGCGAAGGCUUGA